AUGGCUGCACAAACUGUUGCUCGACGUGCGCCUAGAUUGGGAAACAAGCAUGUCUUUUUACCAAACUUCACACUCACCCUCCUUCGUACACCUAAGCUCCCACCUACCUUCGCAUCUUUUAUCGUUCCCCUAAAUCUCAAUAAGCUCGACUUGCGCGACUAUCUAUGGAACUGCUACGGGGUCCCAGUUCGCGGAGUACGAUCAUACAUCCAGAUGCAGAAAGUCCGACAGGAUAAACCGAGGGAGAAACGUCCAUUUCCCAGGAAGUGGUUUAGGCCAAGAAGUAUUAAGAAGAUGCUGGUGGAGAUGGACCAGCCUUUCGUGUGGCCCGAGGAGCCAAAAGACUACGAUUUAUGGGAUAAAGUUACUUAUGACGCGGCACAAAAGGAGCGCGAGGACAACGAAACCCAAUAUAGACCAGGUGCAAGGGAACUGCCAAGUUCCGAGCGAGGGACCAUCGCCGAGCAAGCAAAGGCGUAUUUGGAAGCAAAAGAGAAGUGGGAAGCAAAACAGGAGGACCAAUGGGAGGAUGUGGGUAGUGCUGUGGAGGUGGAGCAGGAUGUGAAGAUAUGA
Molecule: messenger RNA, 573 nt
Organism: Venustampulla echinocandica
Lineage: Eukaryota; Fungi; Ascomycota; Leotiomycetes; Helotiales; Pleuroascaceae
Exons: 3
Coding region: 1-573 (190 amino acids)
Biological process (GO): mitochondrial translation
Cellular component (GO): mitochondrial large ribosomal subunit; ribosome
Molecular function (GO): structural constituent of ribosome
Source: RefSeq, a predicted model, not a curated record